AUGUCCCCUCCGGUCGCCGCCCGCCUCGCCAGCCGCGAGCACGCCGCCCGUGGCGAGGCGCUGCGAGCCAAGAUCGAGAGCCUGCAUGGCCAAGCCGCAGAGCGCGCCGAGGCGCUCAAGGCCUCGGUGGUCGCCAAGGCGCGCACGCGGAACGGAGUGACGCUGGAGAAGGCGGCGCUCACGCGGCAGACGAUCCACGCGGCCGCGAUGGAGAAGACGGCAGCACGCUCUGUGCGAGCGGACCGAGCCGCCUGCCAACGCGAGGAGGCGCUCGAGGCGAAGGCGGCCAAGGCCCGGGCUUCCCAGGCCAAGGCCGCCGAGGCGGCGCGCCGCGCCACAUCCCUGCGUGGAGGCGCCGGUCCCGAGCGCGACGACGCCGACCUCGCUCGCGCAGUGAGCCCCGACAGCGUGCUCCACUCGCCAAAGACGAAGCUCGACAUUGACCGCUUUGUGGCUCGCCACCUCCUCGCGGACAUCGACGUCAGCCCGCGCGGCGACGACGCCGGCGGCUCGCCCGACGGCCGCAGCCCGGCUUCCUCCGCCGCGAGCAGCAGCGGCACCAUCGUCUACGGAGACUCUGACAGCGGCACAGCGCCCGCGACCCCCAGUGACGCAGGUGCCGCUCUCGCGCCGGAGCCGCCCGAGGAGCAGGCGCAGCCGGAGGAGCAGGCGCAGCCGGUGGAGAAGGCGCAGCCGGUGGAACACGCGCAGCCGGUGGAACAGGCGCAGCCGGUGGAACAGGCGCAGCCGGUGGAACAGGCGCAGCCGGUGGAACAGGCGCAGACUGUGGAGCAGGCGCAGCAUCAAGGCUCCGACGGCGAGGAUCCCGAGGGAGAGGUUGUGACCGACGACUCCCUGCCGGACCUCGAGGAAGAGACUCCGUCGCCGACGCCUCCGAGUCUGCGGGCUCGUCGAAGCUCGUGCACCGACGCCGCCUCGGCGCAGACGUCUCCGGGGGACGCCUCGGACACGUACGAGCCCUACGAGCCGCCGCCGCGGUACUCUGAGCCGGCAGCGGCGCCGGCGGCUGUCCCCGUCCCGCACCCAGCGCCACGGCUUCGCUCGGGCGCUGCCGCCGCUCUGGCCGCUGCGGCUGCGACCGGCGUGGUCGCCGCCUUUGCCCUGACCUCGCUCAAGCUGGCCUCGCUGGAGUCGCUGCCCUCGCUGCCCUCGCUGCAGUCGCUGGCCUCGGUGCCGUGGCUGGCCGACGCGCCGCCUGAGCCCGCGGCAGCGCCCGAGCCCGAGGGCGUUCAGGCGGCCGUCCUGGCGCUGCUGGGCAUCGACGGCGACGGCGACGGUGCGCGGGCGGAGAGCUGGGGUGGUGGCGCACUCGCCGCCUCGGAGGCGACGGGCCGCCGCCUCGCCGUCUUCGCGGCCGCUGCCCUCGAGCGGCUGUCGGCCACGCUCCCGCUCCGCUCGUGCGCCUGA
Messenger RNA from Emiliania huxleyi CCMP1516, 1428 nucleotides. RefSeq lists its product as hypothetical. NCBI's taxonomy places the organism in Eukaryota, Haptophyta, Isochrysidales, Noelaerhabdaceae. The record is from RefSeq and is a predicted model, not a curated record. The transcript is spliced from 3 exons. The coding region runs from base 1 to 1428 and encodes 475 amino acids.